AAUAUUCAUGAGCAAUCACUUGGUGAUGACGCCUUCCUGUACAAAUUGCAAUGUAAAACGCUGAUGUCAGCACUUUACUAAACAAUCACAUGAUCAUUCACAUUUAAAUGGCCCAAAUGAGUAGUGAUACAGACAGAGCUAGAGCUAGAGGGUACCCGUAUGUGAACCCAAACUCUCUUAAAAAUGUGUACACAGCUCUAUUUAAAGUAGCUGAUCAAUGGUUUAAUCUUGGCCUUCAACUUGACGUUGACUCAAAUGACCUAAAAAGGAUUCACAGCACGCUCCAAAACAAUACAGAGAAACUGCGUGAGAUGCUCACUGUGAGGUUAGCCCAAGGAGAUUUGACUUGGGAUCAAAUUACAGAGGCUCUAGAAAAUCGUACUAUUGGCCAACAAGUUAUUGCCAAUGAAAUAAGAAGUAAACAUAUCACACCAGUAGAGAGAGCACCGGCUACUGGGCACACUGUAGGAUCAUCGGCUCAAUUUUUUCAGCAGCUGAUGGAUAAAUAUCAGCUCACUACUGCCCAAAUCGAUCGUGAAAUCCAACAGGAAGAUGUACCAAUUUUGGCUGCUUACUUUGAUAAUGUGGAUCACUAUAUUGAUGCGAUGGAAUUAUCACGUAGCGAGCGAAGUGAUGUUCGGUUGAAAGGUAACCACCACCUAGCUAUGAUCGAGUGUUUGAAAAUCUGGAGAAGUAAGAACCCCUCACAAGCGACAUUCAGGGCCCUUCUGGAUAUGCUAGUUAAGCUGAAGAAAUGGGCGAUUGCUGCCCGAGUCUGUCAGUACUUAAAGGAAGCACAGCUGCAGGAAACGCUAAACCAGCAAUUACAAAAUAAGAAAACAUUCGACGAUGCUCUAAGAGAUGGAAUAGUAACUGUGAAAAUAACUAAUGCUCUAAUUCAAGGAGAAGCAGGUGUUGGAAAAACAUGUACCAAGCGCAUUCUUUGUAAUCAGGGCCCUGCCAGCUCUAGAGAUAGCACUCCUCUUGCUGAUAUUUCUGUUCAUGUUAGAGAUGUAACUGAUGUCAAGGUCCAUUCUCAAAACAAAAAAUGGAAGGAAGUAAAUGAGGAAAAACUACAAGACAUUGUUCAAGCUAUGAUUUCAGGCGUAAUUAGAGAAAUGCAAAGAAAAAAUCCCCCAAUACACGAAAAUGUAGCAACAAUAAUUGAAGAUCCAGCUGGUACUAGCGAACCGAGUCAAAAUCCAACUCUACCAGAAUUGUUAGAGAAUACUGAAAAAUCUACCACAGCAUUGCCACAGGCUGAACUGGAGUCACUGAUUGAUAAUCUUCGUGAUAAAGUAGUUGAUUCACGUCAUCCAAGCUCACAAGAUGCACAGGAAAUUCUAGGCUCCAACUGGAUCUAUUUUAUCGACAGUGGUGGCCAGCCUCACUUUCACAAUCUUUUACCACAUUUUGUACAUGGCAUUAGCAUUGCUUUGUUUACUCUGAAGCUUUCUGAACGAUUGGACUCUCAUUCUAUAGUUGAGUAUUACGAAAACGACAAACUGAUUUCAACUCCAUACCAAUCACCUCUUACAACUAUUGAUACCCUCAAGUGUCUCGUCCGCUCAAUGCAAUCUCAUACUAUCAAUGGCGAAAAACCUACUCUUGUCAUUGUAGGUACCUUUCUGGACGAAACAAAGAAAAGUUCUGAAACUGUACAAGAAAAGAAUGAACGUCUACUUAAAAAUUUUUCGCUAGAAUUUACAGACCAGCUUGUCUUCUAUAAUGAAGCUGAGAACAAAUUAAUAUUUUCUCUGAAUGGAAAGGAUCCAGGUGCUCAUGAAGAAAGAAUUGCUGAAAUGAUCAGAUCUGUCGUCGAAGAUUCUCCUUCUAAAGUUAUUGAAAUGCCAAUUCGAUGGUACGUGCUGGAGAUAUCGUUAAAAGAAAUGUCAAGUCGUCUGAACAGAAAAGUGUUGAGCAAGCAACAGUGUCUGGAAGUUGCAAAGAAAAUACAUAUCGAAGAAGAUGCACUUGUGGAGGCUUUGAAAUUCUUUCACGAACAACAUAUUUUUCACUACUAUGUAGAUAUCUUGCCUAACGUUGUCUUCACUAGCCCUCAAGUUCUCCUGGACAAGCUGACAGAAUUGGUCAAGGAAGCAUACGAUAAAAGGAUUAAAUCAACCACUACUGGACAGGCUCAAGUUUCCAAAGGAAAAUGGCAGAAAUUUCAAAAUAAGGGAAUUAUAACGCUAGAGUUUGUUAAAUACUUUUCAAAGCACUACGUGGAAGGGUUGUUUUCUCCACCCGACCUCCUCAAAAUAUUCAUGAGUCAUCUCAUUCUAACACCAUUUUCGCCUACAUAUUCUGAAAUAGAUUUCACAUCACGUACGGCUCAGUACUUCAUGCCCUCACUUUUGGAUAUGCUUCCACAAGACAAAUUAAUGGAAUAUCGUGUUGUGUCUGUUUUAGCGAGUCCGUUGUUAAUUAGAUUCCCUAAUGGUUGGCCACGUGCAGGAGUGUUUUGUUGCCUUCAAGUUUAUCUGAUUCAUCAGUUGGGUUGGAAGCUUCUGCUUUUUAGGGGAAAUCCGAAACUAAUUGCUCAGAAUUGUGUAAUGUUGUCUCCUCCAGGCAGUAGUUGCCGGGUUACUCUGAUCGACUCUUUUUCGAUUGUUGAAGUACACGUGAAUGGAGGCAAAGAUGUUUGUUCUGCAAUGUGUCCAAUAAUUUGCAAUCAAAUUGAAACCGGAAUACGUGCUUCUUGUCGAACACUUCGAUACAGUGAGGAUCAGCUGCAGUUAGCUUUUUUCUGUCCUUGUACACUUUCUUCUUUACCACAUUCUGCGGAGGUUUCUCGUUUCCAUGCCGCAGUACUCUUGAAGGACGGCAAUCUAAGAUGCACUUUUGAUGAGAGUAUCAUAUCGGAGGUCCAGUCUGAAGAAAUGAUCUGGCUCCAAAAUACAGCACCGGCUACUGGGCACACUGUAGGAUCAUCUUCUCAACCAGUGGGCACAGUUUUUCAACAGCUGAUGGACAAAUAUCAGCUCAGUACUACUGCCCAAGCCAGUGAGCCGAAAAAAGAAGAUCCUUCGUCUUCGUCACCUCCACCAGCACCGGCUACUGGGCACACUGUAGGAUCAUCUGCCCAACCAGUGAGUGCACGGCUGAUGGACAAAUAUCAGCUCAGUACUACUGCCCAAGCCAGUGAGCCGAAAAAAGAAGAUCCUUUGUCUUCCUUGCCUCCACCAGCAUUGGCUACUGGGCACACUUCUGCUCAAUCAGCGAAUGCAGUUCUUCAACAGCUGAUGGACAAAUAUCAGCUCACUAAUUCACAAGUCAACCAUGAAAUCCUGCAAAAAGACGUGCCAUAUUUGGCUGCCUGGUUUGAUAAUGUGGAGCUCUAUGUCGAUGCGAUGGAAUUAUCACCUAGCGAGCAAAGUGAUGUUUUGAUGAAAAAAUUGGACAGUAACCACCUAGCCAUGAUCAAGUGCUUGAAUAUCUGGAAAAGAAGGAAGCUUUCACAAGCGACAUUCAGGGCCCUUCUGGAGAUGUUAGUAAAGCUGAAGAAAGAGGCGAUUGCUGACGACAUCUGUCAGUAUAUAAAGGAAAUUCCCACCACAUCUGUUGAAGAGGGAGAGAUGCAAUCACUUCGAGGGAUAUCCAUGCCGCGAGGGCAGGAACACACUACUGAACAAGCAGUUCCGUCACAUACCACCGAAGUAGCAGGCCUCUCGAGAAAGCGAUUAGUAAGGAGCGGAAGUGGGCGUGGGGACGAGGCUACAAAAGUAGAUGCCCUACUAUCAAGCAAUGGAUUGACUUGCACAGACGGGAAUAAGGAGUGCAAAGAUGACCAUAUAUUAAAUAUUUCAAUGCAGCUGGAACAAUGGGAGCUAGUAGCAACGUGGCUAGGAUUAACGGCAGCUGAGAGAGAAGCCAUCAAGGGUAACAAUCAGACCAUAGAAAUGAUGAGAUAUAACACUCUUAAGAAAUGGAAAUCUAAGGCUCUACUCAGUGGAACAGCUACGUAUCGAGUUCUACUACAAGCUUUGUUGGAUUGUGGCUGCAAUGACCAAGCUAAGCGAGCGUGCUCACUACUCAAGAAAUCACUAGAAUGUCAACAUAAAAUUAUUAAAAUAGAGAAUUAGACCCCAACAUUAUUAUGUGCGUGUUUAUUAAUUUUCAUUAACCCAUAUUCAAUA
Molecule: messenger RNA, 4139 nt
Organism: Halichondria panicea
Lineage: Eukaryota; Metazoa; Porifera; Demospongiae; Suberitida; Halichondriidae
Product: SANT and BTB domain regulator of class switch recombination-like
Exons: 8
Coding region: 108-4085 (1325 amino acids)
Biological process (GO): signal transduction
Molecular function (GO): protein binding
Source: RefSeq, a predicted model, not a curated record